UAUUCUAUUAGGAUACAGGGGCCGGGCGAAUAACAAGUCCUACUCCUACUUCACCUCUCUUGUUCUUGAAGAAAACUUUAGCAUCUUCAAAAAACACAUCAGAGCAGCGAGAAAUCAAACACAAAAAUGGCAAUUGAUCACGAAGAUGAGCUCAAGGACGAGAAGAAUCCUCCACCACUUGACGAAGAUGAUAUCGCUCUCUUGAAAACCUAUGGAUUGGGACCUUACUCAUCCAGCAUCAAGAAAGUGGAGAAGGAAAUUAAGGAGAUGGCGAAGAAAGUCAAUGACUUAUGUGGAAUUAAGGAGUCUGAUACUGGAUUAGCAACUCCUAGCCAAUGGGACUUGGUCUCUGACAAGCAAAUGAUGCAAGAAGAACAACCUCUCCAGGUUGCAAGAUGUACCAAGAUCAUCAGUCCAAACACGGAAGAUGCUAAGUAUGUUAUUAAUGUGAAGCAGAUUGCAAAGUUUGUUGUUGGGCUGGGUGAUAAAGUAUCUCCAACUGAUAUCGAAGAAGGCAUGCGUGUUGGGGUUGAUAGAAACAAGUACCAGAUUCAGAUUCCCUUGCCACCAAAGAUUGAUCCCAGUGUGACCAUGAUGACAGUGGAGGAGAAGCCAGAUGUGACGUAUAACGAUGUGGGUGGCUGCAAAGAGCAAAUUGAGAAGAUGCGAGAAGUUGUUGAAUUACCCAUGCUUCACCCAGAAAAAUUUGUUAAGCUUGGGAUAGAUCCUCCUAAGGGUGUGCUAUGCUAUGGCCCUCCUGGCACUGGAAAAACACUUUUGGCUAGAGCUGUUGCUAAUAGAACUGAUGCAUGCUUCAUUCGAGUUAUUGGCAGUGAGCUAGUCCAGAAGUAUGUUGGUGAGGGUGCUCGGAUGGUUCGUGAGCUAUUUCAGAUGGCAAGGUCAAAGAAGGCAUGUAUUGUUUUCUUUGAUGAAGUUGAUGCCAUUGGAGGUGCUCGUUUUGAUGAUGGUGUGGGAGGAGACAAUGAGGUUCAACGUACCAUGCUUGAAAUUGUGAACCAGCUUGAUGGGUUUGAUGCUCGUGGAAACAUUAAAGUUCUUAUGGCCACAAACAGACCUGACACACUAGACCCUGCUCUCUUGCGUCCUGGAAGAUUGGACAGAAAGGUUGAGUUUGGCCUUCCUGAUUUAGAGGGUAGGACACAAAUUUUCAAGAUCCAUACCAGGACAAUGAAUUGUGAAAGGGAUAUCCGAUUUGAGCUACUUGCUCGCCUUUGUCCAAACUCCACAGGUGCUGACAUUAGAAGUGUGUGCACCGAAGCCGGAAUGUAUGCAAUUCGUGCUCGUAGAAAGACGGUGACAGAGAAAGAUUUCCUUGAUGCAGUAAACAAAGUCAUCAAGGGUUACCAAAAGUUCAGUGCUACUCCCAAGUACAUGGUUUACAACUAAAAAAUUCUUGUUACAAGAGCCUGCCUGAUAAUUCCAAUAUCACUCCCAUGGAUAGCAAUUUCCUGCACUAUCGUCUGGACGCUGGCACCAAAUGGGAACUUAAUGCAAGUCAAUAGCAGUUCUACUAAGAGGUCUAUUGAAUAUUUGUGCUGGAAGUUCCAUUUAUUUGUAGUUUCAAACAAAGUUUGGGUUCGGCAUGUGGUUAGUUAGCUGAAGUGAGUCUUUUGUUGCCAGACUGAUCUACAAUUUAGGGUGUUCUGGGACUUCUGGUUGUUAUCUUUUUUUACUGUAUAAUUUAGAAAUUUGUAAUGACUACCAAAUGUUGGCCUUUUUCCCUGUUUUCCCUUCAAAUGUUGCUAUUAUUAGAAAGAACUGGUUUAUAAAAAUCGGAGAAGAGUUCUUCCGGUGAAUGUUCUUCAUUCA
Amaranthus tricolor (Joseph's coat) is the source of this 1830-nucleotide messenger RNA. Its product is annotated as 26S proteasome regulatory subunit 7-like. Gene Ontology annotation, molecular function: proteasome-activating activity; ATP hydrolysis activity; ATP binding. Gene Ontology annotation, cellular component: proteasome regulatory particle, base subcomplex. The transcript has 10 exons. Gene Ontology annotation, biological process: proteasome-mediated ubiquitin-dependent protein catabolic process. The coding region runs from base 127 to 1407 and encodes 426 amino acids. Lineage: Eukaryota; Viridiplantae; Streptophyta; Magnoliopsida; Caryophyllales; Amaranthaceae. The record is from RefSeq and is a predicted model, not a curated record.